Molecule: messenger RNA, 1362 nt
Organism: Mycotypha africana
Lineage: Eukaryota; Fungi; Mucoromycota; Mucoromycetes; Mucorales; Mycotyphaceae
Exons: 3
Coding region: 1-1362 (453 amino acids)
Molecular function (GO): histone deacetylase activity
Source: RefSeq, a predicted model, not a curated record
AUGACAGCAUCUAAUGCACGAUUGGCAGCGCAUAGUAAGACACGAGUAGCCUAUUUUCAUGAUGAAGGAGUUGGCAAUUAUCAUUAUGGCGAACGACACCCUAUGAAACCUCAUCGUUUGACGUUAACAAACCAUUUAGUACUAAAAUACGGCAUGCAUGAUAAGAUGGAAAUAUUUCAACCAAGGAGAGCGACAGAUGAUGAAAUAUUAAACUUUCAUUCAUCAGAUUAUGUGGAUUUCUUGAAAAGAGUAACACCAGAAAACGCAGAUACUUUUGAAAGUGUGUUCCAAAAAUUCAACGUAGGAGAUGAUUGUCCUAUAUUCGACGGUAUUUAUGAUUUCUGUCAACGUUAUGCUGGAGCCACCAUUGAAGCUUCUCGCAAAUUAAUUGCUAAUGGAGCUGACAUCUGUAUUAAUUGGUCUGGUGGUUUGCAUCAUGCUAAAAAGAGCGAAGCAAGUGGAUUCUGUUAUGUUAAUGAUAUAGUUUUGGGCACUUUAGAAUUGUUAAGAUACUUCCCUCGUGUUCUAUAUAUUGACAUUGAUAUUCAUCAUGGUGAUGGUGUUCAAGAAGCUUUUUAUUCAACAGAUCGUGUGAUGACUGUCUCUUUCCAUAAAUACAACGGGGAUUUCUUCCCUGGAACAGGUCAUAUUGAUGAGAUUGGCUCCUCUCUUGGCAAGUAUUAUUCGGUCAACGUGCCUUUAAGGGAUGGUAUUGAUGACGAUGCCUAUAUCUGGCUUUUCAAAGAGGUGAUCGAUGCUGUGAUCAAUCAUUUUGACCCUUCUGCUAUUGUACUGCAAUGCGGUGCUGAUUCUCUGGGAUGCGAUCGGCUGGGUUGUUUCAAUCUUAGUAUUCGCGCUCAUGGGCGUUGUGUGCAGAUUGUUAAGAAUUACAAUAUUCCCAUGUUGGUGGUGGGUGGUGGUGGUUACACAGUGAGGAAUGUCGCGCGGUGCUGGACAUACGAGACAUCAAUAUUAGUAGAUACAACCCUCAGCGAAGAUUUGCCACCAAAUGAAUAUCGAGAAUUCUUUAAACCUGAUUUCAAGUUGCAUCCGGAUUUAAAGGGAAGAGUUGAGAAUCAAAAUGAUCGAACUUAUUUAUUGAAAGUUAGAGAAAGAGUGAUGGAGCAGUUGAGAUAUUUAGACGCAGCCCCAAGUAUACAAAUGCAGGAGAUACCCCCAGAUAUUCAAGGAUUUUUAGAUGGUGAGGACGAACAAAUGGACGAAGAAGAAGAUUCUGAAAUAGGGAAAGAGAGUAGGAAGACCUCAGGUAGAAGUAAGAGGAAAGGCGCCAUAGCCCCCGAUAACGAAUGGUACGAAAAUGAUAAAGACAAUGACGAAACGGAUGAUGAUGACUCAUGGUAG